Ylistrum balloti is the source of this 2635-nucleotide messenger RNA. Its product is annotated as sodium/glucose cotransporter 4-like. The coding region runs from base 118 to 2052 and encodes 644 amino acids. Gene Ontology annotation, cellular component: plasma membrane. The record is from RefSeq and is a predicted model, not a curated record. NCBI's taxonomy places the organism in Eukaryota, Metazoa, Mollusca, Bivalvia, Pectinida, Pectinidae. Gene Ontology annotation, molecular function: D-glucose:sodium symporter activity. The transcript has 15 exons. Gene Ontology annotation, biological process: transmembrane transport.
AAACGUCUUGCCGUCACUGCGGUCAGGGAAGGGUUAAAACUUCGCACACUACAGUGGAAUUGAAGGACCCGAAUAGCCUUUAGUUCUGGGAUACUCUCACCGACACUUCUUUUCAAAAUGGCCACUCCGGGGCUUGACCAUUGGGCAGACAUCACUGUUGUUGUUCUAUACUUCAUAUGUGUUCUCAUCGUAGGGAUGUGGACGGUGUGUCGCCGGAACCGGAAUGACGUCAACUCUUACUUUUUGGCGGGACGGAACAUCGCUUGGUGGCCGGUGGGAGCAUCUUUGUUCUCGAGUAACAUAGGGAGUGAACACUUUGUUGGACUAGCCGGUACUGGGGCGGCUGCUGGAAUAGCCAUGAUCUCUUACGAAUGGUUUAGUAUGCCGCUGGUCCUGUUACUGGGCUGGUUUUUCCUUCCCGUCUACAUCUCCGCUGGGGUCUACACUCUUCCGGAGUAUAUGGAGAAACGGUUUGGUGGCUAUCGAAUCCGGAUCUACCUCAGUGUGCUGGCUCUUAUAUUAUACAUAGUCACCAAGCUUGCCGUGAGUAUAUUUGCCGGAGCUCUUUUCAUACAGUUAGCCCUGGGUUGGGACAUGUACCUCAGUAUACUAGCGUUACUGGGAGUCACUGCAGUUUACACCAUACUCGGUGGACUGGCCGCUGUUAUCUACACGGACACCUUCCAGACCGCCAUUAUGACCAUUGGAGCCUUGGCACUAGUGGGAAUUAGUUUUAAUGAGAUCGGGGGAUACAACAACCUAGAGCGGAAGUACAUGGAUGCGAUUCCAGCGGUGCGUGAGCCAAACAGUACGUGUGGUUUCCCGCGUGAUGACGCUUUCCACAUCUUUCGGGAUCCCAUAACGGGAGAUAACCCAUGGCCAGGACUUUUGCUCCAAAGCUCCUUAGGGUGUCUCUGGUAUUGGUGCUGUGAUCAGGUGAUAGUGCAGCGCUCUCUGGCGGCCAAGAACCUAUCUCAUGCUAAAGGGGGGUCAAUUUUGGCCGGUUACCUUAAACUGUUGCCUCUCUUCCUCAUGAUAUUCCCAGGCAUGAUAAGUCGCGCUUUAUACCCAGACGAAGUCGCGUGCGUAGACCCAGAAGUAUGUAAGAGGGUGUGCGACAAUCCUGUCGGCUGCUCAAACAUAGCCUAUCCAAAAUUGGUCCUGGAGUUACUUCCCUUCGGUGUCCGCGGAUUGUUAAUGGCAGUAAUGUUGUCUGCCAUUAUGAGCUCUUUAACUUCCAUCUUUAACAGUUCAAGUACAAUUUUUACUAUGGAUCUGUGGCGAAGGGCCCGACCAAGGGCUACAGAGCGGGAACUUCUUAUCGUUGGCAGGAUAUUUAUUGUGAUCCUGUGUGGUAUCAGUAUUGCCUGGAUACCCUUGGUGCGAUCAUCACAAGGGGGACAACUCUUUAACUAUAUCCAGGCUAUACAAGGCUAUCUUGGCACGCCGAUUGGAGCAUUGUUUAUCCUUGGCGUUUUCUGGAAGCGAAUGAACGAACAGGGGGCCUUCUGGGGUAUUUUGAUUGGUCAUAUAUGCGGAGUAAUACGAAUGGCUAUAGAUUUUGCCAAUCCAGCCCCCGAGUGCGGAGAACCGGAAACUCGUCCGUCGAUAUUGCUUAGGGUUCACUACACAUACUUCGGUUCCAUUAUGAUUUUAGUCACCUCUGUUGCCAUCAUCAUCAUCAGCUUGUUAACACAUCCACAGAGAGAGGAGGAGCUAGAAGGAGUAACUUGGUGGACCAGACUGAAGCCUGAAGACAAGGGAAAUAACUCUACCGUACGUGACAGUGAAUCAGCCAAAGAAAACAAUCCUGCCACAAAUGGUAUAGAAAUCGCUGAACCGGAAGAUGAAAGACCAACAGGAUGUGCUAAGCGUGCCUGCGACUAUAUUUGUGGAAUGCCUGAAAAUGAAACCGGUUCGACUACACCAAGCACAGACGAGACUCAGAUUAGGAAAUUUUUGAAGGAAAACAAGAGAUGGACAAGAGUUUUAAAUGUCAAUGCAGCCAUUGGACUCAUAGUAACGGCCUUUCUUUAUGGGUUCUAUCGAUGACAUGGUCAAUCAUUCUGUCCAAUUGUUAAAGGGAUUGCGUUUAAAAUCUUUAUGUCAAUGACAAUGCAUGUACAACGAUGACUGUACUGGAACGAAAUUGACACGCACGUGGGCAUUUGAAGAACAAUUUAUUAAAUCAAAUAUCGUAUGGAGAGAGAAAAGCUAAUUCGUUUCCAAGAUUUAAACCAAUGCGUUACACUAAAGAUACAACUAUAUGUAAAUAUGUACAAUUUAGAAUGAUUUAUCAUAUUUUUUCAGUGUAAGUGGACCUACACACCCCAAUAGUUAAGAUACGUUUUACCAUUACAAACCCUGUAUAUUAUAUUAUUUUCUACAAAAGCUGAUUAUCAAAUAAAUCUAAAGUCAAGGUUUUAUAACACACUCAUAAUAAAAAAUUCUUAUGUAACAAAAGGAGAAUACUCAUAAAUAUAUCUGAAGGUUCCGGUGUAAACACCUAAUGUCAUGUCAGAAAGCUUUAUCAUAUAAAGAUGUAGGUUAUGACACGAAUCACUUCCACACCUUCAAAUUUCCGCUGGACCUAUGGAUGCCAAAAUAAUAAAGAUAUAUAUGAAAAAUAAGUCAA